AGGAAACUGAGGGUAACCCUUUUGAGUGCUGGAUGGAAAGCUUCAAGCAAUGGAGACUUGACAACCAUCAACAGAGAGCUAGCAACACAGAUGGCUAAACAUUCCAAUGUGGAAGUCAGUGUCUUCUUACCUCAGUGUAGUGAAGAGGACAAGAAAGAUGCUGAUAGUUAUAAUGUUAAACUCAUUGAAGCUGUUAAACUGUCUGGUUUUGAACCAAUUGAUUGGCUAGCCUCUGUACCUGAAGGCCAUGCUAUGGAUUGUGUUCUAGGGCAUGGAGUAGCUCUUGGUCGGCAAAUUCAAAUCAUAAAGAAAAAUCCAAAUUACAGUCAUUGCAAAUGGAUUCAAUUUGUUCAUACUUCCCCUGAAGAAAUUGGCAUGUACAAAAGUAUUUCUGAAGGUCAAAAAAUGCAACAAACAGAAAUAGAACUAUGUGAAAUGGCUGAUCAAGUUGUAACAAUUGGCCCCAAGCUAACUGAUACAUAUGAGAACCAACUUGGAAAAGGAAAAGUUUUUAACCUGAUGCCAAGCAUUCUCACUGAAUUUUCAGAUGUGCAGCUAGCAAGCAAUGAAAGAAGAACAUUUUGUGUCCUGGUAACUGAGAGUGGUAAUAGUGAAGAUUUUGAUGUUAAAGGAUACGAUAUUGCAGUGAAAGCUAUUGCUAACCUAAAUGAUAAAUCUUACCAACUCAAGUUUGCUUCCAAACAGAGAGGAAAAGAAGAUGAAUUAGCGAACAAGUUACUUCAGUGUGGUAUUGGUCGUAAUCAGCUAAUUAUAUGCCGCUUUGAUGAAAACAAGGAAACAUUAGCCAACUUAUUCUCUACAGUGGAUAUUGCUAUAUUACCCUCAAAAGCUGAGGGGUUCGGGUUAAGCGCUCUUGAAGCCAUAUCCGCUGGUCUUCCAGUACUUGUCAGUGGUAACUCAGGAAUUGCAGUAGCGUUAAGGGAGGUGCCUAAUGGGUCACAGUAUAUAGUGGAUUCAGAGGAUCCUGCAGACUGGGCCAGAGCAUUAAAGGCUGUGCGUAACAAAAAAAGGAGUGUACGACUUGCAGAGGCUAAGAUUCUUCAUGGAAGCUAUUUGCAGAAGUUCAACUGGGAGGAGCCUUGUGAUUUCCUUGUUAAAAAGAUGUGCAAUCUUGCAUUCGGU
Molecule: messenger RNA, 1143 nt
Organism: Pocillopora meandrina
Lineage: Eukaryota; Metazoa; Cnidaria; Anthozoa; Scleractinia; Pocilloporidae
Source: the annotation of a GenBank genome assembly